AUGUCCACGACCGCUCUCAACUGCGUUAUCUCCCUCCUUGGUCUUGUCCUCUUCGCCGCUUAUUUGAAGAGGCGACGCAAUUCAUCUGGCCUCCCUUUUCCCCCUGGCUCUACCCCAUUCCCAUUCAUCAGUAACGUCCUCGAUAUUCCCAAGCGAGUACCAUGGGAAAUGUACUCAAAAUGGGCAGACCAAUAUGGCGACAUCAUGUCUAUUCAAGCUUUCGGAGAAACCAUGGUAAUCAUAAGCUCAGCUAGAAUGGCUCGCGAGCUAUUAAAAAGCGUGGCUCGAAUCACUCUGACCUCCCCGUCGUCCCUCCUUACGAAGUUCAGUCUGCAGGUCGAGUUUACAAUGCUUUUGGUCAUCAAUGAUCUGCGUCACAGCACGACCGCAGGCAUCGUUAUGGCUCUUACGUAUGGAUAUGAUAUUACCGACCCUGACGACAAUCUCAUCGCCCAUGUGGAAGAUAUUGCACGAAGGGCGUCUUCUGCACUGUUGCCUGGCUCAACUUUCAUCAACGUAUUUCCUUUCUUACUCAAGCUGCAACACAGUAAAAUGAAGGGAACAGCACACCCGUCGAUUAUAUUGAACACUAUGAACUCGUUUUCCGAGAACGAUCUCACUGAGGAGGAGGAAUGCGCGCUGAAAGAGGUGGCAGCAUCACUCUACAUUGCUGGCACAGAUACGGCAGCUUCAGCACUAGCCUUCUUCGUUCUGGCCCCCAUCGGAUAUCCCGAAGUCCAAAAAAGGGCUCAGAAUGAACUAGACGCUGUCGUAGGACGUGAACGGCUUCCGCAGUACGAAGAUCAAGAAAGCCUGCCAUACAUCAACGCAAUAUGUCAAGAGUUCUUGCGGUGGAGGAUGGACACUCCUCUUUGGUUAAUUCCGCGAUAUCAGAAUCUGUUAGGAGUCCCUCGCACAAGUAUAGAGGAUGACAUGUACGAAGGAUUCUUCAUUCCCAAAGGCUCUCAGAUUGUCCUAAAUACCUGGUCCAUGCUUCACGGUCCUGAGGCCUAUCCCGACCCAGAAACCUUCCGUCCUGAACGGUUUCUCCGUUCUGGUGGAGCAUUCGUCGAAGAUCCUCUCGUGAACUCAGUUUAUGGAUGGGGUAGGAGAAUCUGUCCCGGAAUAUUCAUCGCAAAUGCAACGAUAUGGGCUGCUGUUGCUUCUAUUUUGUCCGCCUUCGACGUGAGAAAAGCGAAAGACAGUCAGGGAAGUGACAUUCCUGUGAAUGGGGCAUAUAUCGAUCAAGGAAUCAUCUGUCACCCCUUUCCGUUCAAGCGCUCAAUCACGCCAAGAGAUGCGCAAGCGGAACAAUUGGUCGUGGCCACAGAAACCGAGAUGGAGUGA
Messenger RNA from Heterobasidion irregulare TC 32-1, 1347 nucleotides. It is a transcript of the gene cpm107, whose product is annotated as cytochrome P450 monooxygenase 107. Lineage: Eukaryota; Fungi; Basidiomycota; Agaricomycetes; Russulales; Bondarzewiaceae. Gene Ontology annotation, molecular function: iron ion binding; monooxygenase activity; heme binding. The transcript has 12 exons. The record is from RefSeq and is a predicted model, not a curated record. The coding region runs from base 1 to 1347 and encodes 448 amino acids.